Peniophora sp. CBMAI 1063 is the source of this 990-nucleotide messenger RNA. The record is from the annotation of a GenBank genome assembly. Lineage: Eukaryota; Fungi; Basidiomycota; Agaricomycetes; Russulales; Peniophoraceae.
AUGGCACUGGGUUUCCUUCAACACCUGUGCCGGCCUUGGGACCUUCGAGCAGAGCACGGUUCACCGUACGCAGGUAACGCAUGGCAAGAUGCGUGUGCGCUCUGCCUGAACUUGAGCACGCCCAGCUCGGACGUCGUGUCGGACAAUCGGAUCAAUGUGCUAGCAGCGGGUACGAACACAGUCAUUUGGUACAAGGAGGUGUUCUUGACAGAGCAUGAGAUUGUGGAGCAUGUCGUGGAUAAUGCGACGUCACGUCUGCUCUGGACAAUUCACAAGCCCUUGCGGGGAUGGUACAUCCGAUUGCGCGCCCCCAACUUCCCAUCAAACUCGCCAGGCAUCGCACUGGAGCCCCUAUCAUCAGUUUCACCCUUGCACGUUCCCGCAGCACUAUACCUCAUGUGCAAGACGCUCGCCCCAUCUGCGCCAGUAGCGUCACCAUCUGCGCCCGACUCUCACACAUACCCGCCACCACCAACACCGCCUGCUGUGGUCGUCUCCCCGCCAUCACCAUCAUCCGUGCACGCGAAACUGGCAGAACUGGAGUCGCCGGCAUUACGCACCCGUACUAGCUCCUUCGUGCUCAGUCCACAUGUGCACGCCAUCCCGCACAAGCAGGAAGGAAUAUUUGCUCGCAUGGCCCGUGCUAUCAGCACGAAUGCACCAACGGUCAACAACUCGUUCUCGCUCUCGCCGGUCAUACCGCCGGCAACAACGGUUUCAGCACCAAUCACACCCACACCGAAUAGCGCGGCGCCCAUGCGAAGACCGCUACCCCCUGAUCUGGCCGCGGGUACACUUGGCGAACCUUUGGUCGUGUAUAGGGAUACGACGCCCGUAUGGACGAUGAAUGCAAGUUCUAGCGAAUUGGAGUUGGAUCUUGCACAGAUCAGCACGCGGGGUGUGGAUGUCGUAUUCUGGGUUGCAGCUGCGCUGGCCUACACCGAGUUUCUUGGUGAUCGCGAGGGUUAUCUGGCCGCUGCAUCGGACUGA